CCUGAGGGGCGGUGGAUGCACGGGGGCCGCCGCCACGGCCACGCCCGGUGAAAAUCCAUUCACGCCCGGUGAAAACCCGUUCUCCGGGCGCUGUCACCAUCGUUUCUGCGGCCCGCGGUGGAAAGGAGACGGGACACGGUCAGGAGCCAGCCAGCGACCCGGCUCCAUGCAGAGGCAGCAGCCCCAUAGCAAAAUUCCCACUGGAUCUUGCUGGGCUGCUGUCUGAGAUCCCAAAUAAGCUAGUGUACAUGUACAUUUUUUGGUGCUGUGCACACUUCUGUCAUGGUGUGCCCCAGAAGCAGGAAAAGUUAGCUGUAUCCAGACUGCCACUGGCACCUGAGCUAGCACAAAGGUCAUUACCCCUGCAGGUGCUCUGGACUUCACGAGAAACCAGUUACAAACUUCCCACUGAAGUUCAUGGAAUGAGCAGUUCUUUGGCCCCACUGUGUGCAGUCAUCUUCAAGCUGAAAAUGAAAAUCCUUCCAGUUUCUGUGGAGCUGCAAACAGGAAGGCAGUCAAAGAAGCUGUGGAGAGUGCUGGUGUCAGGCCAGAUGGCAAGGAACAAGGCAGCUCACAGAGGGGGAGAGCAGCAGCCAGUCAGAGCUCAGGUGUUCCCAACAAUCAGUUCCUGGAGAAUGGCAUUGCAGCUGCUGGUUCGUGACUGCCUCAUCCUUUGUGUCAUUGAUGGGGCAGAGAGCAAUUCUGUUCUGAAGCAGAAAGUUGCUAUGCCUUGGGUGCUUUGUUCAGCUGGGAAUAAAGAUUUGUUUCCAGUGGUUGAAUGAUGUCAGCAACAUUCACAUGAAAUUGUGGCUGAUGUACCUUUUUGCAAACGUUCUAGAUGUUGUCUCCUCUACGCUUUUGUGAUUAUAGAAUAUCCUGAGCUGGAAUGGACCCACAAGGAUCAUUGAUUCAAAGUCCAGGACACCUCAGGAAUCCCACCCUGUGCCUCAGUGUGUUCUCCAGGUGCUUCUGGAGCUCUGGCAGGGUUGGCACAGGCUGGGGAUGCUCUGUUGUGUGGUGUCAAGGCUGGUUUUCAGUCUCAUUCUGUUCCAUCUCGGGGAGCAGCAAACAGAGGCAGCUCUGGUUUAGCAUUCUAAACGCUCAGUGAUGCUCAGCUUGGUGCAGGUCACUUGGGGGGUCCUGAUUGCACUGAUUGAGCCCAAUGGGAGAGAAACCAGACAGGGUUCUCUGCCUACACGAGCCUGAUGUAACAGUUUUGCUGUCUUUGCUUCCCUGUGCCACCUGUACUGGUUCAGUGCACACCUUAUCUAUUAAUAUCAGCUCUGUUCUGAUUUGCAAGAUCUCUCUCAUACUAAUUGUUCCAUUGUAAAUUUUGGUGUUGCUUCCACCUUCUUUUUUCCUUCCUAUCUAUUGGAUCUUGUUUUCAUGUUUUUAAUAAUCCUUUUGUUUGUGUUUCUUGGUUCAGAUACAAUAAUAGAACACUCUUUUUCCAUGUUUAGAAUUGUUUCUUUCUAAGUUUCUGAUUGCUUUAAUAAAUAAGCCAAACAGAUGAGUGCUGAUUGUAACUUUCCUCUUAUUUUUGGUCCUGGUGUCAAUGGAUGUCAGCCUUCCUUAACUCUGAGCACUGCAUGGAUUACUGGUUAGUAAAUGUUUUAAGGUGCUUAUGGAUCACAUGUUUGUACUCUUUACUACUUGGUUUAGCUACUAUAUGAAUGACAAUCUAAGAAUAUAAACGAGUUAAUUACCUGGUACUUUGUGUUAGAGGUUCAAUGUUCCACUCCUUUUACCUUUGCUGUUUUCAUAGUGUUAGGAAGGUUGGAUCCAGCCAAGAUUUAUGUGCUGUUGAAUGUGUUACUUUUUUCCAUGGAUGUGAUAUAAAAAAAGUCUUCAUCUCCUAUCACUAAACCUUUCCAGACUUGUACAUGGAGCUUUUAUAUUUGUUGUGAAAUAAAAGGUUAGAAGUGCUUAAGAGCAGCACUGUGAUGAUCUCUGCUGACUUCAGCCACAGGAGUUAGCUGUGCCUGUGUAUAUUCACCACAACUCUGUUUUUUCACCUGUACAGUUUGUGUAGUUUAGGGUUCUUUUCUGUGGAUGUGGGAUACCCACUUGUGGAUCACAAAGCAUGUUGAAGUUCUGUAACAGCCAGCA
This is a messenger RNA of Cyanistes caeruleus (blue tit), 2109 nucleotides long. NCBI's taxonomy places the organism in Eukaryota, Metazoa, Chordata, Aves, Passeriformes, Paridae. The record is from RefSeq and is a predicted model, not a curated record.